This is a messenger RNA of Hemicordylus capensis (graceful crag lizard), 2380 nucleotides long. RefSeq lists its product as uncharacterized. The record is from RefSeq and is a predicted model, not a curated record. Lineage: Eukaryota; Metazoa; Chordata; Lepidosauria; Squamata; Cordylidae. The coding region runs from base 68 to 1228 and encodes 386 amino acids. The transcript is spliced from 7 exons.
CGAGUCAUAUUUGGAGCGAACCAGAGAACCUAAGAAGCAAGGCAGUUAGGUUUCUCACCUCCAGAAAAUGCUUUUCGUGGUGGUCCUCAUCUUUCUAAAAGAAGCCACAGGGGAUACCUUCUUCAUUCAUCACGAUGGUCAAGGACCUAAGGAGUUGGUCUGCAAGAGAGCAACCAAGGCAGAAGACAGAAUAGCCUGGUAUGCAGGCACAGAAUCCAUGCAGACACUUAACCUGAUGAGUUGUGCUCAAGGGGGCAACAUUCUUCCACCACGGUCAGCGGUUCAACCGGUCAACAGUUCAACAAACUUUGAUUUGCAUUGUAAAAAAAAGGCAUCCAUAGUCAGUUUCUCCACUGGUGGAGUAUUUGCCUGCAAAUCCCUGAGGGAUAAUAGAAUGGAGUAUACAUAUCCCCUCUUUAGUAAUUCAACUCACUGCAGCAUUUAUGACUUCUUUAUUGUAGCAGUCCCGAACAGAACAGCAGAGGAGAAGAUCUUUGAGGAAAGCAGUGAGCCAUUACGGAAAAGUCUGUCAGUUGAUGAAAGCGACAGUUUUACCCUCGACUGUAGAUUUCAACUGAACGAUUCCUCCCUAACCUUUGUUGUGUAUUGGAUCAAGGAUACUUCUCCAAACACAUGCCUUCAUUCUGUUGCAAAUGAAGGUGGUUAUGUGACUAAUUUUUCUUACGAUGUAAACUGCUGUGUUGAUGCCACAAUCAAAGAGAGACAGGAGCAUCAUUCAUCUGUGAACGGGUCACAGCACUGGCAUAACAUUACAAUUUUCAAUGCUACUUCUUCUGACAGCGGGACAUAUUUUUGCAUAGUUUCUGCCUGGUCAUUCGGGAAGCACAUCUGGAAGACUGCAUCUGAACUGUCUGUAAAAGUGGGGAAUCACAAGGUGCCAUGGCUACUGAUCACCCUGGGAGCAAUCGGAGGCUUUGUUCUGAUUGGUGGGAUAACAUGGUUCUUUUGCUGGAAGAAGAAUUCACAAGGAAAAUCAGGCAAGCAAGAUCACAGGGAUCCUCCCACAGUUGAAUUAGAAGGCGAUGAAUGCACACCAUAUGCCGUAUGCAGUCGCAAUGAUAUAGGUGGAAAUGAAGUUUUGUAUUCUCUUGCAAUGAGUCCUGGUUGGCAGCCAGAUGGCGCCCCCUCUUUGCAAGAUGGCAAAACAGGAUCUAAAAUCCAACUUGGAGAAGAUGGUCAAGCACUCUAUGCGGUGGUGAAUAAAUGAAUGAAUGAAUGAAUGAAUCUUUAUUUCGGGUAACGGACAGAACAAACUACAAAUUACCACCAAUUAAUUAAUAAUCCAUCAGAAAAUAGAAUCUAAACACAAUAGAAAUGACCCAAGGCAAAAAACAAGAACAAAAACCCUAUGCCUACAUAAUGCUUGCAAAUCAAGUGAAGUGGUCAUCUUGUGAUGCACUUUGCUUGGCUGUGAUUGGUGGUCAGGGCUGUCCUUCAUGGAAGAAGGAAGCCCACACAGCCAGUUCCCCACUCCUCUCUGCAGUCUCUCUGAUUGCAGUUUGGUUCCUGUCUGUUUCAUCUGAACACAGUCAGGUAAGCAUGCAUUUGGAGGGAGAGGGAGAACUGCGGGUACAUUGGACCCUUGGUUCCAUGUUAUAUGUGGAUGGGAACAUUAAAUCCCUACGAACUUGGUGAAAAGGCACCCUUUAAUGUGGUGAUUCUCUUUAUUUAGCAGGAGGAGAGUAACUGUCCCUAUCCACCCCAGCAUAGUACUUCCAGUGACUGUUGCUGGUGUCUAUCUAAUGUUGCUUUUUAGAUUGUGAGCCCUUUGGGGCCAGGGAUCCAUCUUAUUUAUUUAUUAUUUCUCUGUGUCCUGAGCCAUUUUUGGAAGGGUGGUAUAGAAAUCGAAUACAACAACACAACAACAACAACAAUAGUAUCAUUUUCAUCUGAUAUAAGAAAAUUCACAUAAGACCUCUGUGCAUUCAAAAGUACAUAGUUUAACCUGAUGCUCGAAAAACUAUACCAAGAUAUUUAAAACAUGUUACCAGCUCUAACCUGAGACGGUUUAGCCACCAAUUUCUUAAUUUAGUUCACUUCUCAAACACCAUUGCUUUGUUUUAUCAUACAUAGUGAUCUUUCAUGUUGCAACUCCUUUUAAAAACUGACAGUAAUUGGGUUUCUGGUGAUAAUUACUUUCAAUCCGGACUGCUGUUUUAUCUUGUGUAUAGCUUGUAUUAUCUGCAUAAAAUCUGUCUCUGUUGCUGUAUUUUAUUGCAUUUUAUGAUAAUGUACCAUGUUUUAUUGUUUUUAUUAAUUUAGUGUGAAUUUUAUGCUUUAAUUGUUUUAUUGUAAACUACCCUGAGCAGCAGUGUCCUUAGUGAAUUUUUUUAAAAAAAUAAAAUGAUAAAUAAAUGUA